ACUUUACUCCCGCCAAAUCCAACAUAUCUAUCACUCUCCUCCUUCACCGCCGCACCAAUCCCUCGGCGGCUCUGUCUCUUCAUCGCUAUCUCCGGUAAAACCUUUUUCUGCCAUCCCUGAAACUCCUUAUUCAAAUCCGAGCACAAAAAAUCUGCAUUUCCAAGCGCCCAUAAACCCUCGCCUAAGCUCUCCGUGUUGGGAUUCUAAAUCUGCUAUUGCUAGAGCGGCGGAUGGAGGGCUCAAGGAAUCAGUCGUUUUUUCAAGAUAUCAAAUCGAGGGAACUCCACGGCUUCAGAGUGAAAAAGCGACCUUUUAUAAGUAGCGAGUCCGCAGAAUUCAGUGAAAUGGGAGCUGUUUCUGUUGAGCACAGCGGUCAAACGUCGCCUCCCAUGGCUCUCUCUUUCUGCAAGACAAGUUCAAAUUGCCAUAUAGUUGCCGUCGCCGAUGAGGGGGGUUACGUUAGCUUGUAUAAUACACGCUCCAAGUUUCUGUCUUCUUCCACUUAUCAGGAAAAUGCAGAAAAGGCGAAGAUUUCUGAAUGGGUUGCACAUGAUAAUGCCAUAUUUGACAUAUGUUGGAUUCAGGAAGACAGCAACAUAGUAACAGCUUCAGGUGAUCAAAGUAUAAAGGUAUGGGAUGUAAAGGAACAGAAAUGUUUAAGAGCAUUGAUGGGCCAUACUGGAAGUGUGAAAUCCAUUUGUGUUCAUCCUACAAAUCACAAUGUUAUUGUCUCCGGUUCAAGAGAUGGGUCCUUUGCUCUAUGGGAUUUGAGGUGCAAUGACAGCAGUGGCCAAAGACUUUGUCUACAAUCAAUUGCUAUGGUGCAUGAGGCUCACAUUUCUCCUUGUCAAAGGCGGGGUAGACGUAGAAAGGCUUCUUCUAUGAGCAUCACAUCUGUUCUGCAUCUAAAGGAUGAGGUCUCCAUAGCUACUGCUGGAGCAGUUGACAGUGUUAUAAAGUUUUGGGACACAAGGAGUCUGAAAUCUCCUAUCAGUCAGGCAUGCCCUCAUCCUGAAGGGUCAGCUGAGAAGGAAAGAAAGCUGCAUGGCAUAUCUAGUUUAUCUCAAGAUUUAAAUGGAGUCUUUAUCUCUGCAUCUUGCAUGGAUAGCAGAAUAUACCUAUACAAUGUACUUCAGCUAGAACAAGGGCCAGUGAAAACUUUCUCUGGAUGCCGAAUUGACUCUUUUUUUGUGAAGUCAUCAAUAAGCCCUGAUGCAGCUCACAUAUUAAGCGGCUCUAGUGAUGGGAAUGCUUACAUAUGGCAGAUAAGGAAACCUCUAGCAGAUCCCAUUAUACUGAAUAGUCAUGAAGGAGAAGUUACAGCAGUAGAUUGGUGCCCAUCGGAGACGGGGAAAAUAGCAACAGCAUCAGAUGAUUUCACGGCUCGCAUUUGGAACAUUCAAAGCAGUUGUUACUCCAACACAAGAUCUCCUUCUUCCAUCCGGAGGGGAAUAAUGGCGCCUUCAGGCAAACAAUGCCGGAAGCUUAAUUUAUUUCCUGAUGAAAAACCGGAUUGCUCCAGGAAUGAUUUGGACGUUAGCUAUUCACCCGUCUCAGAAAUAAGUACCCCGGAGUCCCAAAAAAGAAAAUAUUCAUUGUUGGGAUAUGAGAUGAAAGACAAGUUGGAGAAAACUCCUGAAGCUACAGCAAGGAGCCCUUCUUCUGUUCUGAAUCCCCCUUCUUCGUUAAAGAGAAGAACAAUCAGAGAUUACUUUCUGUCAGCCUCAUAAGGAAAGGAAUACUGAUCGAGUACAUAAUAUUCAUUAUGAUUUAUGAAUCUGUAACGUUACAACAAGUUUUUGUUUACUAAUACCAUGAAUGCCAAACUGUAUACUGUUUUAGCAACUUCAAUAGUCAGAUUCCGAUUGGAACCAAGAGUUGAUAGGUAUAAUUAUCAAGAGCUUCAGUGAUAUUGGCUCCUAGUACUAGACAGUGGAACCAACUCACACUCCCUUCUUUCUUUCUCAGUUGUAAUUUCUUAUGCCCAGAUAGUUUAGCUUUGCUAGUAGUUCCCUAACCCCUAAUUAUAAGUGUGAGAAGUACUUCA
Ipomoea nil (Japanese morning glory) is the source of this 2047-nucleotide messenger RNA. Its product is annotated as denticleless protein homolog. The record is from RefSeq and is a predicted model, not a curated record. Gene Ontology annotation, molecular function: protein binding; protein-macromolecule adaptor activity. NCBI's taxonomy places the organism in Eukaryota, Viridiplantae, Streptophyta, Magnoliopsida, Solanales, Convolvulaceae. The transcript is spliced from 16 exons. Gene Ontology annotation, cellular component: nucleus. The coding region runs from base 231 to 1730 and encodes 499 amino acids. Gene Ontology annotation, biological process: proteasome-mediated ubiquitin-dependent protein catabolic process.